This is a messenger RNA of Rhipicephalus sanguineus (brown dog tick), 2073 nucleotides long. RefSeq names its product mucin-2-like. The record is from RefSeq and is a predicted model, not a curated record. Lineage: Eukaryota; Metazoa; Arthropoda; Arachnida; Ixodida; Ixodidae. The transcript is spliced from 6 exons. The coding region runs from base 1 to 2073 and encodes 690 amino acids.
AUGCCGCCGUCGCUUUCCGGAGGCGGCCGGGCGUUGCGCUUCGCCUACAAGCUGUUCGGCGACAACCGAGUCUACCUGAGGCUGCUGAUGCGCCCCGCCGGGCUGACCCCGCAUCUGUGGGAAGCCUGGGCCACCUGGAGGAACGCGUUCCCGGCCAAGUGGACGGCUGCCGUCGUCGCCAUCCCGCACUCCAACGGAAGCCCUUUCAGGUGUUGUGACUACGGAAAUCACAACGAUAGAAAAUAUCAACAGCACACCUGCUACCAUACCAUCAACAGUUCUUACAUCCGCAACUACACUCACCACAGUGUCAACAACAGCAGCGAGCGAGAGGCCGAGUACUACAGAAAUCACAGCAUCUACAGUGCUGAAGACAACCGACGAAGCGUCAACAACCACGACCACCUUCAGUACAAUGACAACAGAAACGGCAAGCGAGACGCCGAGCACCCCAGGAAGCACACCAGCCUCAACAUCUACAGCGUUGACAACCGAAGAAGCGUCAACAACUGCAAUUACCAAGCGUCAACAACCACUACAGCAGUCAGUACAUUAACAACAGCGAGCGACACGCCUAGCACCACAGAAAGCACACCGACCACAACAGCAUCUACGGUGCUGACAACCGAAGAAGCGUCAACAACCACAACAACAGUGAGUACAUUGACAACAGCAACAGCGAGCGAGACGCCUAGCACCACCGAAAGCCCACCUGCCACAACAGCAUCUACGGCGCUGACAACCGAAGAAGUGUCAACAACCACAACAGUCAGUACAUUGACAACAGCAACAGCGAGUGAGACGCCUAGCACCACAGAAAGCACACUUGCCACAACAGCAUCUACAGUGCUGACAACCGAAGAAGCGCCAACAAUCACAACUACGGUCAGUACACUGACAACAGCAACAGCGAGCGAGACGCCUAGCACCACAGAAAGCACACCUGUCACAACAGCAUCUACGGUGCUGACAACCGAAGAAGCAUCAACAACCGCAAUUACCGUCAGUACAUUGACAACAGCAACACCGAGUGAGACGCCUAGCACCACCGAAAGCACACCUGCCACAACAGCACCUACGGUGCUGACAACCGAAGAAGCGUCAACAACCACAACAGUCAGUACAUUGACAACAGCAACAGCGAGUGAGACGCCCAGCACCACAGAAAGCACACUUGCCACAACAGCAUCUACGGUGCUGACAACCGAAGAAGCGCCAACAAUCACAACUACGGUCAGUACAUUGACAACAACUACAGCGAGCGAGACGCUGAGCACCACAGAAAGUACACCUGUCACAACAGCACCUACGGUGCUAACAACCGAAGAAGCGUCAACAACCACAACAGUCAGUACAUUGACAACCGCAACAGCGAGCGAGACGCCUAGCACUACCGAAAGCACACCUGCCACAACUGCAUCUACGGUGCUAACAACCGAAGAAGCGUCAACAACUACAACAGUCAGUACAUUGACAACAGCAACAGCGAGCGAGACGCCUAGCACCACCGAAAGCACACCUGCCACAACUGCAUCUACGGUGCUCACAACAGAAGAAGCGUCAACAACCACAACAACAGUCAGUACAUUGACAACAGCAACAGCGAGCGAGACGCCUAGCACCACCGAAAGCACACCUGUCACAACUGUAUCUACGGUGCUAAUAACCGAAGAAGCGUCAACAACCACAACAGUCAGUACAUUGACAACAGCAACAGCGAGCGAGACGCCUAGCACCAUCGAAAGCACACCUGCUACAACUGCAUCUACAGUGCUCGCAACAGAAGAAGCGUCAGCAACCACAACAACAACAACCAGCCCUUCAGCUUCAACUACGACGACCGAAUCAACCACAGAAACGGGCAAAUUAAGUAGCCCACCUGCUACAUCAUCGGUGCUGGCAACCACCCAGUACACAUCAACAUCAGAAGCUACCCUUAGCACACUGGUCACUGAAACAACGAGCAAAAGGAGUAAAGGCACCGUGGACACCACACUUCCUCCUGCGAUGUACGCACCCACGGAACCCCCAAUGGUUUUCGGUACCAUGGCAGCACCCAAGUUGUCAGUGUGA